Malaya genurostris is the source of this 2621-nucleotide messenger RNA. RefSeq names its product exonuclease 1-like. Gene Ontology annotation, biological process: DNA recombination; mismatch repair. Bases 189 to 2537 code for a protein of 782 amino acids. Lineage: Eukaryota; Metazoa; Arthropoda; Insecta; Diptera; Culicidae. The transcript is spliced from 3 exons. Gene Ontology annotation, molecular function: 5'-3' DNA exonuclease activity; metal ion binding; 5'-flap endonuclease activity. The record is from RefSeq and is a predicted model, not a curated record. Gene Ontology annotation, cellular component: nucleus.
GGCGCGAAAUCUCACACUGCAGUUUUGUUUACAGUGAGAAAAAGACACUAAUUUUACCGAAAUUUGCAUAAAUUUGAAGAAAGUCUGCAGUAUUUCAGGAACGAAAGGCUGAUUUUCAAUUAGUAUAGUGAUGUUUUACCGUAAGAAGUGUUUUGUUUAAGCGUAAUACUGUUUCAAACAGUCGAAAUAUGGGUAUCACAGGCCUGAUCCCGUUUUUGGAGAAAGCAUCCAACAAAACACAUCUACGAGAUCUGCGAGGCCAAUGUGUCGCAAUCGAUAGCUACUGUUGGUUGCACAAGGGAGCAUUUGCCUGCGCGGACAAACUCGCCCGCGGCGAUAAAACGGACAUUCACAUACAGUACUGCCUGAAGUAUAUUAAUUUGUUGCUUUCUCAUGAUAUCAAACCAAUUCUGGUAUUCGAUGGACGACAUCUUCCAGCAAAGGCUGCCACGGAAGCGAAACGACGUGAGUCCAGAGAGAGUUCGAAGAAAAAAGCGGCUGAGCUACUACGGAACGGUCAGAUUGAGGAAGCUAAAAGCUAUUUACGACGCUGCGUAGACAUCACCCACGAAAUGGCUUUACAAUUAAUACAGGAAUGUCGGAAGAGGAACAUCGACUGUGUAGUAGCUCCGCAUGAAGCCGAUGCCCAGUUAGCUUACCUCAAUAGAAAGGGAAUCGCACAGGCAAUUGUAACGGAAGAUUCAGAUUUGAUGUUGUUCGGAUGCAGUAAAGUUUUAUUCAAGUUGGAUCUAACGGGGUAUGGUUUACUGAUCGAGUCGAACAAGCUCUACCUCGCUAUGGGUUGUAAAGAAGAGAAAUAUUCGUUUGACAAAUUUCGUUAUAUGUGCAUUUUGUCGGGUUGCGAUUAUAUAGAUUCAUUGCCCGGAAUCGGCCUGGCAAAAGCUCGAAAAUUUGUUUUAAUGACGGAAGAAAGUGACAUGCGAAAGGCACUGGACAAAAUUCCUUCCUACCUAAACAUGAGACAGCUAACCAUUUCGGAGGAAUACAAGACAAACUUUCUGAAAGCAGAUGCUACUUUCAAGCACAUGGUAGUAUAUGAUCCCACAAACCGCACACAAAUCCGACUGAAUGAUCCUGACGCAUUUGGAACUGACCUUGAUCUGUGUUGUAAUGCAGGGACAUUUCUGGAUAAUGAUACCGCAUUCCAGUUAGCACUGGGUAACAUUGAUCCAUUUUCUAUGAAAAAGUUAGAUAAUUGGCAUCCGGACGAUCCGAGUUGGAAAGCUACGGGCGGACAGACUGCGGACUGGAAGCAAACGAGCAUCGCAAAACAUGUCAGUAUUUGGAAAAGUAACUAUGUACAACGAAAACUUAGUCCGGUAAAAAUUCAAGAAAAUCUCACUAUAAGAAAUGUGUUUAAACAAUCAGAAACAGUGAAACGGCCGGUCCCCAAUCCAGAUUUUGAAAAUGCUGAAAAGAAUCAGUCAAUUGAUGAUGUGCUAGAAUUGUAUGGAAUAAAACCGAAUGAACAGCCUCCUUUGAAAAAACUUUGCAUGACUAUGUCAUCCGAAAGCCGGCGGAAAAAGAUAGAUUUCGAAGAAAUUCAAGUGUUGGAUAGUAUGGCUGCAUUGGAAAAUAGUCCCAGUAAACCGACGGUACGAAGGAAUCCGUUUCAGGUUGCUUCAACAGGGCCUAUUUCAAUCAUUCAUCGAUCCUCGGCAACCGGAAUGCUUUCCCCAACAAAAAUCACACCGGAAACGUCAUCACUUUUACGGAAUGUAAGCCCUGUUAAACGCCUUGAGUUUGAUAGCAAUCUUACAAGCCAACAGAAGGUUACGAAAUGCGAAAAACUAAGCCGUUUUAAGCGAACUGUCACGAAAGGCGAUCGAGGGCAAAAAGUUAUAAGUAGAUUUUUUUCUGCAAGCUCUUCGAGUGCAACAACCUGCCAAUCCAUAACUGAAUAUCAAAGUGAAACCAAAGAUUCAGUUGAGGUUGAGACAUCUCCCUUGGCUGCUGCGAGUGUGUAUCUUCUAUCGCCGGAAGCGAAACCACGCCAUCGAGGGGAACAGACUCCGAAGAAGCAAAAACCUAGCUUGAUUAGAGAGGAAUUUUACUCGUCACCGGAUCCACCCGUUAAAAGUGAACCACCGAUCCAACCAGUAGAUAGUGGUUUCGUAGAGGAGCCGGAUGUAGGCUUUAGUUCAUCGCAGAAGGAGAAUGAGAGCACUGAUAUGAACAGUGGAACAUCUUCACGUUUACGGUUGUUUGUAAAGACUGAACCGAGUCAACUUGGUGACAGUUCGGCUAAAGUAGGUAAGGACGAAGAUGACACAGUGGAAGAAAAUAGUUCACCACAGGAAGAAAACAGGACUGAAAUUCUACACGAAGAAGACAAGGCUUCUGAGCCGGAUAGUUCGAACAAAUCGGGGACCGGCAGUACACAGAAAAAGUCUGCUGCAUGUAGACGGAUGGGGCUUUCCAAAGUGAAGAAGCUGAAGGAUGUUGGACCGACGCAAAGUAAAUUGUCGAUGUUCGGUUUCCAGAAGAAAGUGCAGUUGACUGGUACAAUUGAAUAAUUUUGUUGACAAUAUUGUUUCGUGACGUAUGUAAUUAAACAGAAUAGAAUUGUUUUUUUGAAUAAAAGUUAUGUUAUAAUGCUA